Messenger RNA from Myripristis murdjan (pinecone soldierfish), 1881 nucleotides. Its product is annotated as SH2 domain-containing protein 1B. NCBI's taxonomy places the organism in Eukaryota, Metazoa, Chordata, Actinopteri, Holocentriformes, Holocentridae. The record is from RefSeq and is a predicted model, not a curated record. Gene Ontology annotation, biological process: positive regulation of B cell differentiation; negative regulation of bone resorption; negative regulation of signal transduction. The transcript has 4 exons. Bases 258 to 698 code for a protein of 146 amino acids. Gene Ontology annotation, cellular component: cytosol.
GCAGGCCCUUCUCUCUGACCUUCCUCUUGUGAUUUUGCACUCCGCUUGGUGCCCGCUCUGCUCCGUCUGGCCUUACUGAGAGCACAAAAACAGAGAGAAAAGGCUGAAAAAAAAAGCAAAAACUGAACAUCAAAGCUUGAAAUCUAUGGCGUCGUUGAGCGCUGUGAGGAGAACCGGCGCGCUGACCUCUGAGCUGAAGCGGGUCAUGGAGGGCUGUGGUGGGAAAUAAGCAGCGUGUUGUGCCCCUCUUCCCCGUCAUGGCGGGGGCUUGGCCGGUGUGCUACCACGGCGCCAUGAGCAAGCUGGAGUGUGAGGAGAUGCUCAGCAAGAAGAACAAGGACGGAGCCUACCUGAUCCGAGACAGCGAGACCAUCCAGGGAGCCAUGUGCCUGUGUGUCUAUAAACAGAGGGUGGUCUAUACCUACAGAGUGCUUCAGACACACACCGGACACUAUACUAUUCAGGCAACAGGAGGCAUGCCGGAGAUGCUCUUCAAGACGUUAGAUGAUAUGAUCCGCCACUAUAAGAGGAGGAACCAGGGCCUGGCCAUGCACCUGCGGCACUCCGUCAAGAGGAAGACGGCGUUACAGGUCCGAACCCCGCACCAGCAGGCGGCUGAUGGAGCUGCUGACCCGCCCGAUUAUGAGAAUGUCAACGCUGACGCUGACGAUGAAUACGUUGAAGUCCUCCCAUCCUGAAGUGCUCAAGUGUGCCGUGUGUGUGUGUGUGUGUGUGUGUGUGUGUGUGUGUGUGAGUGAGUGGGUGGGCGGGGGUGUCUGACUGUGAUGUGUGAAAACCACAAAUCAAGAAAGACGUCUGGCCAACCUUGAGAGGGUCCUGGUGAUGUUUUGGAACAAAGUGACGCCUCCUCUCACAGGGACAGAGACACAAACAUGGACUCACUGAUAUCUGGAAUAUUUUUCUUUCCAUGCUUCUACCCCUGCAAGUACCAACAUUUAUUUUUGCCCUUUGCCCACUUUCCUUUACCCUUUGCCCACUUACAUUCAUUUUUGCAGUGUUGUGCUAAUGCUGCAUAAAUGUGGGGGGUGAUUUCUGAUGACAGUUAUGAUAAAGGGCAGCAUAACAAGAUGCUCUUGUCACUUGGUGUGACGCAUUGAACCCAAAGGUGAGACCAGUCCCCCAUCUUUAGGUCAGUCAGUCAUCACAUGCAUCAUCCCACUGAACUUCAACAAAAUCAGAGUGACGCGGUGGCAGGUGGGAACUUUCAGCCGCCCUGUCAGGCCAAUCAAACGCUGGAACACAAACAAGAUUUUGUCCACUUCAGAUCAGCCGUGUCUGUUAUUUAAGAUCAAGAUGUUGACCUUUAAUUAGAGUACCCACUUUGGCUCGGCGUGCGUCACUUUUGAAACACAGACGGGGGUCACUGUGUGGGGCGGCAGACAGAUUGUGGUCUGUGAUAACGUUAGAUCACGGUUCUGUUAAUCACUUCUUCUUUCAUGUCAUGUUUAGCAUUAUUUUCCACGCUCCCUCUCAAUCGCCAGGUUUCCAUUACCCAAGUUACAUAAAAUGACUGAGCCUCAGCCUCUCCCAGAUGUUGCCCCCUGAUGUUUUGCUGUAGUGGGGAAAGCUCUGGCCCUGUUUCUACCUGGCAUUAAAAUGCAUCUCCACAUGCGUCUCGCCCGCCCACUUGUGAUUGGAUAUCACUUUCCUGCUCCGUAUGCAGUCGAAAGAGAGAGAGAGAGUUUUACUGUCACAUGCACAGUAAAACAGACAUUUACAUGCAAGUCCUCCUUCCACUAUAAAAACAUAAAAAAAUCUGUUUGACAAAAGGAGACAUUCUUACUCAGUCCAGCCUCCGCCUGUUAUUUAUUAGACUCGACCAGAUUGUGUUCAGGCUCAGAUUAUUUAAUUAUUCCAGUG